This is a messenger RNA of Harpia harpyja (harpy eagle), 1187 nucleotides long. It is a transcript of the gene MIP, whose product is annotated as major intrinsic protein of lens fiber. The coding region runs from base 167 to 955 and encodes 262 amino acids. Gene Ontology annotation, molecular function: water channel activity. Gene Ontology annotation, cellular component: plasma membrane; apical plasma membrane. NCBI's taxonomy places the organism in Eukaryota, Metazoa, Chordata, Aves, Accipitriformes, Accipitridae. The transcript has 4 exons. Gene Ontology annotation, biological process: transmembrane transport. The record is from RefSeq and is a predicted model, not a curated record.
UGUCGCGUGUCACCCGUCCCCCGCACCGGGCAGCGAAGUGGUUAACGGGGGGUGGCAGCGGUGGGAUCCCACCCCCGGGGCCGGCCCGGGGGGGGCCUUAUAAAGGUGGGCACGGGCGGCCCCCGGGGAGGGGAGCGGGGCCGUGGAGGGCAGCGGGGGCCAGGCCAUGCGGGAGCUGCGCUCGUCCUCCUUCUGGAGGGCUGUCCUGGCCGAAUUCCUGGGCAGCCUCCUCUAUGCCCUGCUGGGGUUGGGGGCCUCCCUGCGCUGGGCCCCGGGCCCCACCAGCGUCUUGGGGGCCGCCCUGGCCUUCGGGCUGGCCCAGGCCACCCUGGUGCAGGCACUGGGCCACGUCAGCGGGGGCCACGUCAACCCGGCCAUCACCCUGGCCUUCCUGCUGGCCUCGCAGCUCUCCCUGCCCCGCGCCCUGGGCUACCUCCUGGCCCAGCUGCUGGGUGCGCUGGCCGGGGCCGGCGUGCUCUACGGGGUGACACCGGCCCCCAUCCGUGGCACCCUUGGCCUCAGCGCGCUGCACCCCGGCGUGGGCCCGGGCCAAGGCACCGUAGUGGAGCUGCUCCUGACCGCCCAGUUCAUCCUCUGCGUCUUCGCCAGCUUCGACGACCGCCACGACGGGCGCCCGGGCUCAGCCGCCCUGCCCGUCGGCUUCUCCCUCGCCCUCGGCCACCUCUUCGGGAUCCACUACACGGGCGCUGGAAUGAACCCCGCGCGCUCCUUCGCCCCCGCUGUCAUCACCCGCAACUUCACCAACCACUGGGUGUACUGGGCGGGCCCGCUGCUGGGCGCGGCGCUGGGCGCGGUGCUGUACGAGUUCGCGCUGUGCCCCCGGCCCCGCAGCCUGGCCGAGCGCCUGGCCGCCCUCAAGGGAGAGCCCCCCGCCGCCGAGCCGCCGCCCGAGCCGCCGGCCGAGCCGCUGGAGCUGAAGACGCAGGGCCUGUAGGCCGGGACCGGCCCCCCCCGCGCCCGCCCGCUGCUUUGCUGUGACGGGGCCGCCGCGGUGCGUGUGGUGCGUGUGUGUGCGGCGCGGCGGGCGGCGGCGGCGGCGAAGACGGCGGCGGCGGCGGAGCCCCGCUGCCGGGACCCGGCCUGGCCUGGCCGGGGUCGCCCGUACCGGGCCGGGGGCCGCCCCGCCCCGCCGCGCUGCGGCGGGAGUUCUGUGUUCGGUGAAUUAA